AUGUCCGCUUCUGUCAAGGGUCUACUUGAUAUCUUUGGUGAAGAGGGUGCAUUCAUAUUUCUUGAUCGAGGAACUCGCAGCCCACCCAUUGUUCAUGUCCAAACCACAGCAGACCUCAUUGCCUCGGGCCAGCCUGUCACAAUUGUCACCGAAGGAGGCGUGUUGCUUGCAACGGUUGAGUUGUACAAGUAUCCCAGUCUGUUCGCAGAUAUGAUUCGCAGGAUUGCUGAUGACAGCAGCACGAGAGCAGUGUAUUCAGACAGUGUGGAAUUAGCAGAGCAUCUUGCACGCGAGAUCAUGUUCGCUCCAGGACUUCCCUACUUCCUCGCCAUGUCUAGCAUGACAUCUGGCAAAUUAGUGAAGACAUUUCCAAAGUGUCUGCCUCCCUUGCACCUGCUCCAACACUAUUUAUUUCGCGCUUCCCGCGUCAGAGGGAACCACCUUAUCAACAUCUUUUCUGAAGUAUCCGCAAAUGUUAACAAUAGAUUGCGAAGACGGUCAAUCCAAGCAGGCGACAGUCUGCUCGUUGUGCAUCGGUUAACUGCGAAUGGCAAUGAACUGGGACGCGGACCUCCUGGCAUCCAGGGUUGGGCAGUUCGCGUGUGGCCUGACUUGACAAGGUUUAUUGGAAUCACCGGAGGGCCUGUUGCUGCCUUCGUUCUCAAGGCAAGUUCUAGUGUUGAAUUUUUACUACUCAACUAA
Suillus fuscotomentosus is the source of this 702-nucleotide messenger RNA. RefSeq lists its product as uncharacterized. Lineage: Eukaryota; Fungi; Basidiomycota; Agaricomycetes; Boletales; Suillaceae. The record is from RefSeq and is a predicted model, not a curated record. The coding region runs from base 1 to 702 and encodes 233 amino acids. The transcript has 4 exons.